UCUCACAUGGUUGGACUGAGUGUGUUGUGGAGUUCUGAGAUACUAGAGACACAGAGACACACAGGAUUAUGGCUUGUACUGAGAGGAGACAUUACCUGUAUGAACUGAGCUAGGAGACAUUCAAACCACUGAUGAUUGGAUACUUUAUUGCAAAAACGAAAACGGACCUAGACUCUACCCCUGAGAUGCUGAAACUAAACAGUGCAUAAAAGUUUCUGAGUGUACUGAGCACAUGAAUAUUAAAUGAGGGAAAACUGCCUUAGGACUGAUGAUGAGGACCAUGAGGUCUAUAAAUAGAAGCAUCCAGUUGUGGAAAUUAAUCUGAUCUGUUGGUUCUGCCUCAGACAUUAAGCCAUGGGGAACGUGGAGAGCCAAAAUGGAGACCACACCUACUACUGUGAGGGGCAGGGCCACCUCUCACGAAAGCACAUGACCAGAUCCCUUCGCAUCAACAAGCAGUCUCCGCAAUCACGUCACACCUUGUCCAGCAAGUCUGAGCACCGCAACUCUGAGACCAGCACGAGAUCCAGCAGCACCCCUUCCAUCCCCCAAUCCCUGACCGAAAAUGGUCUGGAACCCUUCAACGAGACCGAUGCUCUGGAGGGCUAUGGAGGAACCAUUUGGGUGGACCGGGUGGCCAUGAACUUGCAGCCAGUGUCCUUUCACGACCCCACCACCACGCCAGGCUCUGAAGAUGGAGUGGAGAUGGACACAGUGGUCCCAGAGAAUUGUGAUGAUAAGGGACUAUUCACAAGUGAGGACAUGCACCUUCAGAGAACCAGAGAUGGUCCUCGGGAGGGUGGCAGCUUCAAGAAGAAACGCUCCAAAUCUGCAGACAUGUGGAGAGAGGAUUCCAUGGAAUUCUCUCUGUCAGAUCUAAGCCAAGAGCAUCUGACCAGCACUGAGGAGAUUAUCAGGACAAACGAGGAUGACUGUGGAAGUCGACAUCGAACCUCCAGCCCACGGACGCUCGAAUCUCACUCCGGAGAGAAAGCAAACUCUUUGGAUGAACUUUGCACGGAAAGGCUACCUCCUCUUCGUGGCUCCCACCAUCUCUAUAACAGUCAUGAUCUCAAGGUGAUAGAAGGAGGUGUAAUGAACAGCGAGGUCUUGUCUCCUGUGGAGGAGGACGGGAACGGAUAUGGAGCUUACACGCUUCCCUGUCGUCGCUCUCACUGCCUGUCGGAAGGACUGUCCAAUCACCAGGCUCCCAUCUGCUCCCGUAUGCAGGGCCGGCGUGUGAAAACAACACAUGAUAUCACGGCAGCAGACGAGGGCAGUGAGUAUGGAGACAGCGGUAUUGACGGUGGCGCAGCUGAAGUCGAGCAUUCAUCGCGCCGUUGUAAGGCCAUGUCCGCGUCCUUCUCUGUCUACUCCACUGCUAGCGGGAGUAUCUUCGCAGGAAGUGACAGCAGCAGUAGUAGCGGAGGUGGAGGAGAUCGCGAGCACCAGCCAGGUGGAGAUCAGGGCAUUUAUGAGAACUUCCGGCAGGAACUGGACUUGAACUCAUGGCAGACCCGGGAAGAGGCCAGGUCGGCUGCUAGCGAUGAGAGGAGUAGCGGUACGCUCAGCUCCAUUUAUCCAUCAGACAUUCUGCUUAGCACGGUGCAGGGCACGGUGCGGAAGGCCGGCACGCUGGCCGUGAAGAACUUCCUGGUGCACAAGAAGAAUAAGAGGGUGGAGUCAGCUGCGAAAAGGAAGUGGAAACAGUACUGGGUGUCAGUCAAAGGAUGCACUCUAUUUUUCUACGAAACGGAUGGACGUUCAGGGAUCGACCACAACAGCAUUCACAAACAUGCCGUCUGGGUGGAGAACAGCAUUGUCCAGGCCGUCCCAGAGCAUCCCAAGAAAGACUUUGUGUUUUGCCUAAGCAAUGCACUGGGAGAUGCCUUCCUUUUCCAGACAUCAGGUCAAACAGAGUUGGAAAACUGGAUAACCGCCAUCCACUCAGCCUGCGCCACCGCCGUUGCACGCCAGCACCAUCGCGAGGACACGGUACGAUUGCUGCGUUCUGAAAUCAAGAAGCUUGAACAGAAGAUCGACAUGGAUGAGAAAAUGAAGAAAAUGGGCGAAAUGCAGCUCUCUGCUUUCACUGAUGCGAAGAAGAGGAAGACCAUCCUGGAGCAGAUAUUCCUCUGGGAGCAGAAUUUGGAGCAGUUUCAUAUGGACUUGUUCCGUUACCGUUGUUACCUGUCCAGUCUGCAGGGCGGUGAGCUUCCGAACCCAAAACGCCUACUGGCUGUUGCUUCCCGCCCCACCAAGCUGUCCAUGGGUCGUCUAGGCAUUUUUUCCGUAUCAUCCUUUCAUGCCCUGGUGGCAGCGAGGACGGAUGGUGGCAUUCGUAGACGUUCUCAGGCCCUGUCGCGUUCCUCCAGUAAACGAAAGAGUCGUUUCUCCUCCCUGUGGGGUUUGGACACUACCUCAAAAAAGAAAACCAAAGGCAGACCCAGCAUCAACCAGGUGUUUGUAGACAGUGAAGAGCCGGUUAAGAGAAGUCUUGAGCACAUGUUUGAGGACCCUGGAAAGGAGACUCUGAAGGAGCAAGAAGGUUCGGUUAAAAGCCUCCCCCAGCACAAGACGGACAGUGAAGUUUGGGUUCCAGACUACCUCACGCCAUCCUGGGUCUCUUUACCUGACGAUCAGCCCGUGUUGGCGAUCAUACAGCCUGGCGAGACAGCCAUGGAGGCCCUGGAGGCCCUCUGCAGGGCUCACAGACUGGAACUUUCUAAGCACUAUAUACGGUUGAAGUUCCUUGUUGACAAUCAAGUGCAAUUGUACGUCCCCAAACCCGAGGAAGACCUGUGUGACCUGCUCUACAAAGAGAUCGAAAUUUGUGCCAAAACAACCAAAGUCAUGCACUUUGAUAGAGAUGAGUCCUGUGCUAUCGGCUACGGGUUUUCUGUGGCUGUGGUCGAGGAGGAUGGAGGGCAGCAGCUUCAUAUCACAGAAGUGAAAGACAGAGGUCUGGCAUUCGCAAAAGGUCUGCGAGCAGGUGACGAGAUUCUGAAGUUGAACAGUAAGCAGGCGAGUGUGUUGGAACUGGCAGACAUGCAGGCUGCGUUCUCUCUGCCCUCUCUCACCCUCACUGUCAGCACGCUGCCCGCGACUGAUCCGCACCAGCUGUGCCAGCUUCCCCCCCGCCGAUCAGAUGGUGCCCAGGACCUCUGCACUGACAUCUUCUCCCAGAGCCAUGAGGACAUCCUGGAUGAAGGUGUUGGCCUGGUGCUGCACAGCCCAGAUGACACAGUGGAAGAUCGGGCCAGUCUAGCAGCCGAGAGCCCUGCUGACAGCCCGAAGGAUGAAACAGACUCGAGAUACAAGAGUACGGAGCAGAUGACCGCUUUCUGCCGUAACCUCCAUGACAUGAAUUCCACCGAGGGUCCUGUUUCCUGUAGUUCCUCUUCCUCCACGUCUUCCUUGCCCAGCCCCAUCUCACCACUGCCUGUUCUCUUCAACCCCCGCCAGCUCUCUGACGCAGAUAAACUCCGUAAGGUCAUCAGUGAGCUGGUUGACACUGAGAGGACCUAUGUUAAGGACCUGAACAUUCUGAUUGAGCGCUACCUGAACCCACUGCAGAAGGAGAGCUUCCUCUCACAGGAUGAGCUGGAUGUGCUUUUCGGGAACUUGGCGGAGAUGGUUGAGUUCCAAGUGGAGUUUCUCAAGACUCUGGAUGAUGGAACCAGAUUAAUUCCAGAUUUAGACAAACUGGAGAGAGUGGAUCAAUUCAAGAAAGUUUUGUUCUCUCUUGGCGGGUCCUUCCUGUACUAUGCAGACCGUUUUAAAAUCUACAGUGCAUUUUGUGCCAGCCACACAAAAGUGCCCAAGGUCCUCACUAAAGCUAAAACAGACCCAGAGUUCAAGGCGUUCCUAGCGGAGAGGAACCCCAGGCAGCAACACUCCUCCACACUGGAGUCCUACCUGAUCAAACCCAUUCAGAGAGUCUUAAAAUAUCCACUUCUGCUGAGAGAGCUUCAUUCUCUCACCGACCCUGACAGCGAGGAGCACUACCACCUGGAUGUUGCUAUGAAAGCCAUGAACAAAGUGGCAAGUCAUAUAAAUGAGAUGCAGAAGAUUCACGAGGAGUAUGGAGCUGUUUUUGACCAACUUAUCAGUGAGCAGAGCUCUGACAAGAAAGAGGUUGCUGAUCUGUCAAUGGGUGACCUCUUACUGCAUGACACAGUGGUCUUGAUCAACCCACCCUCUUCCCUUAUGAAGGGGAAGAGAGACCCAGAGCUGGCUGCUUUCGUUUUCAAAACGGCAGUUGUUUUUGUGUAUAAAGACUGCUCCAAGCACAAGAAAAAAAUCGGUGGAUCUCACAGAGCAUCAGUCCUUGAUGAGAGAGACCUGUUUCGUUUUAGACACAUGAUCUCUACCGAUGCUCUCCAAGUUCGCAACCUGCCUAAUUCAGAUGGGUCAGCGAUGUGUGAGAUUGUUCACCUGAGGUCAGAAUCUGAAGGGAGACCUGAGAGGACAUUUCAUAUCUGCUGCAGCUCUCCAGAGAGUAAAAAAGACUUCCUGAAGACAGUUCAUUCCAUCCUGAGGGACAAACAACGCCGGCAGUUAAUGAAGACCGAGAGUUUACCUCCGAAUCAGCAGUAUAUUCCCUUCGGAGGGAAACGGCUUUGUGCUCUAAAAGGAUCACGACCCACCAUGAACAGGGCGGUUUCAGCCCCAUCUCGAACUCUCGGCCGACGCAAGCUGAUCCGGAUCCGUUUCACCAUAGACACAGAUGUGGUUUUCGAUGAUGGCUCCACCCAAAACUUGUCACCCAUCACCCCAACAAAGUCCCCGCCAUCAAAGCUGUCCCCUUCACUCCAGAAACCUCAACAGCCAAUCAGAGACACCGACCGCUGGGUGGAGGACCAGUUUGACCUGCAGCAGUACGAGAAUGAGGGUGACGUAAAAGAGACAGACAUUCUCAGCGACGACGACGAGUACUGCAAAUCCGUCCGGGGCCCUUCUUCUGAGCCGAGCCUGGAGGAGUCUUUUGAGGCCCUCUGUGUGGAAGGAGAUGAAGAAAAAAAGGAAGACAAAGAUCUCAGUGGACUCUCGGAGGACAAGCUAUCCCCAAAAUCUCAUGCCCCUUUGAAGCUGACCCUUCUGAGAAAGCAGUGUGCAGUGGAGGGUGUCACCUCCGAGAGGGAUCAAGAGAUUAUUUGGGUUCGUAGAGACGAUUUCAGCAACAGCUGCAACAGUGACAUCUUCUGAGUGAAAAGAGAAUAGGACCGUUGUCGAGGGGGGCAAGCAGGCCUUGUGGAUUUAUGCGAGAGCCCUGAAAGGGAAUAAAAAGCAGUGAUGCUUUGUUUCUAGACUCGUGCAGCAAUAGACAAGCCUUACAUGAGAGAAUGGGGCAGAUUUCUUCCGAGUCUAAGCCUUCAUAGACACAAUGCACUGACAAUCAUUAUUUGAGAUAUUUCAAGCCACUGCACCCUAAUAGCAAUGCAGGCUACCUGCCUAUUGAGUCCACACAUCACAAGGAACGUUCACAGAAGCCCAAUGUACAGCCAAAGGCUUCACACUGACAUGGUGCCUGAUUUGCAUGUGCAGAUAACAGGCAGCUACACUUUCUUUUAGUUGAUUUUCUUGCCAAAAAAAUAAAAAAAAUACAUUUUAUUUUGUAAAAACAUAGGAAAAUGGGUCAAUAUUUUAAGUUUUGUCGAAUUGCUGUUCAGUUUGUGCUUCAUAUCACCUCCAGCCCUCUUUUUUUGAGGGAUUUGUGACUUAACAGUUGGAACAGUAUAAUCUUGCCAGCUCUUUGUAAUGUCUGCGCACAAGUGAUUUGUCGAGCACUGCAACAAAACUUUAGUAUUAUAUUCACUGGAAAUGUCACAACUGUUUCUAAUUAGCUAUUUAAAACCAUUCCUGUUACAAACCUGACAGUUCCUCGCUUUCUCUCUUUGUUUCCUUUUUUUCCACAGGUUAACCAGCAACCCAGUAUUAAAGAAUGUUGCUCUCUCAACAAAUACAAAAAAAGUUUCUCUGCUUAAAUUUUAAAGAACUGCAAUAAUGUAAUUCAGGUUUUUAGGUUAUGAAAUUAAACUGCACAUAAAGCUCUCUCAUCCAUUUAGAUGUAUAAAUUAAGGCUUUAUAAAUCGGAAUACCCCUACAAAGUGAAACUCGCCAGCGGAUCAUGUUGCAGAUGUUGUUCUUUCGUAAUGAAUUUAUUGCACUGAGAAUGAAAUUGAGGAGUUUAAACCUUUUGUAAGACUUUGUACUGUACAUUAGUAAUGGUAGGUUUGACAUGGAAUGCCCUAAAAAAAAUCCCCAUGCCUGAAUAUUUUACACAUUAAAAACGCCCAUUCACUUGUGAAAUGCAAUCACUUUUCCUUCAGCCAUGAGACCUUUUUGAGUGAUUUAAAAAUUGUUGUGUUGUAUUUAAAACAAAAAAGUAAAAACUUCUUUGCUUUUACCCUAUGCCUUUUUGAGACUGCGUAUGUUCAUACUGUGGAAAUAAUUAUUAGCCUAAAAUAAAUUUUCCUAAUUUAAAUUUGUAGUUUUUUGCAACUUAUAACUUUUGUAUGUGGUCUGUCAACAAGACACCAAUUGUGGUGUUUCAAAUAAAGUUUGGUGUGACUCUGAA
This is a messenger RNA of Myxocyprinus asiaticus (Chinese sucker), 6580 nucleotides long. RefSeq names its product rho guanine nucleotide exchange factor TIAM1-like. Gene Ontology annotation, molecular function: protein binding; guanyl-nucleotide exchange factor activity. The transcript has 28 exons. The coding region runs from base 355 to 5208 and encodes 1617 amino acids. Gene Ontology annotation, cellular component: plasma membrane; synapse; cytosol. The record is from RefSeq and is a predicted model, not a curated record. Lineage: Eukaryota; Metazoa; Chordata; Actinopteri; Cypriniformes; Catostomidae. Gene Ontology annotation, biological process: positive regulation of axonogenesis; small GTPase-mediated signal transduction; activation of GTPase activity.